UUUUUUUUUUACAUAAAGAAAGGUCUUUUCUGUAUAAUAAUAAAAUUAAUAUAUUAGUAACUAUUAAUUUUAAAAACUUCUUUUCGUUGAAUAUUAUUCUAUUUUAUUCAUUUUCUAUUAUUGCUACGCGCUCAUAGUAAAUGUAAUUUUUUAAUUUUUUUUUCUUUUUUUAAUAAGCGCCACAAUUUUUUUUUUUGUCCCCCUUUCUUUUUUCAUUUUAGUAUGGUCCAUGUCAUAAUCAAUUCAUACAAGAAUUCAACUCAUAAAGAGGAUUUGAUACUUUUAGAUUUUCAAGGCAGCUUUCAUGUUAAGGAUGAAGUUAAUUUAGAUAAUUUAAAAGUAGGCGAUUUGACGCUUGAACAGGAUUCAGCUAUACUUGUGAUUGGACAUCAUCGUCUUGUUGGAAAGAAAGUUCAGUUAACAAAACCUUUUGCAGUAAUUCAUAAGAAUGAAACGAAUGCUAUGGUUGAUGAAGAAGAAGAAGAAGUGAGCUAUGAUGUUGUAAAAAUCUUGAAAGAGAAAUACAUAUUUACGAAUAGACCAGGUUUAAUUGUACAAGAAAAUCGUCGUGGAUUAUCCAGAAUGGAUAAAUAAUAAAUCAAAAAAAGAAAAGUUCUGUUCCGUCUUCAUAUUCCCCUUCCUUCUCCUUUUCUAGUUUCAAUAAUAAAGAAAGAAAAAAAAAUACAUAUUUAAAUCAUUCUUAUCCUAGUUUUCCAUCAGUUGCAUUCAUCUAGUUCUUCUUCUUUGAUGCUUUAUUGGUAAAAUGGCG
Cokeromyces recurvatus is the source of this 769-nucleotide messenger RNA. Its product is annotated as Ctf8-domain-containing protein. Gene Ontology annotation, cellular component: Ctf18 RFC-like complex. The transcript has a single exon. The record is from RefSeq and is a predicted model, not a curated record. Gene Ontology annotation, biological process: mitotic sister chromatid cohesion. Bases 223 to 594 code for a protein of 123 amino acids. Lineage: Eukaryota; Fungi; Mucoromycota; Mucoromycetes; Mucorales; Mucoraceae.